Molecule: messenger RNA, 1766 nt
Organism: Panicum virgatum (switchgrass)
Lineage: Eukaryota; Viridiplantae; Streptophyta; Magnoliopsida; Poales; Poaceae
Product: probable transcription factor At3g04930
Exons: 1
Coding region: 76-1293 (405 amino acids)
Biological process (GO): regulation of DNA-templated transcription
Cellular component (GO): nucleus
Source: RefSeq, a predicted model, not a curated record
CUAUCCGGCAACCGAUUCCAACCAAACCCCUUCUCCCCCAUCCAAUCCCGACCCCAAACCGAGCCCGACCCAGCCAUGGCCGAGGCCGACGACCACCACCCCCUCGCCGCUGCGGCCUCCUCCUCCGCCGGCGACGAUGACGAGGGCACGGACACCGACGCGUCCAACUCCGAACUCGCCAACCACCGGGACCCUCCACCCCUCACCGACGCGACCUCGGCCCCGCCUCCCGACGCCGCCCCCGCCGAGCCCACCGGCGCGGCUCCGCCGCCGCAGCCUCCGCCUCAGCCGCAGGGCGCAGGCGCCGCGGAGGACUCGCGGCGGCUGUUCCAGCGGCUGUGGACGGACGAGGAGGAGCUCCUCAUCCUGCGCGGCUUCCUCGACUUCACGGCGCGCCGGGGCACCACGUUCGCGUCGCACCAGUACGACACGGGCCCCUUCUACGAGGAGAUCCGCCGCCGCCUCUCCUUCGACUCCACCAAGAGCCAGCUCAUCGAGAAGCUGCGCCGCCUCAAGAAGAAGUACCGCGUCUGCGCGGCGCGCGUGGCGGCGCAGGGCGCCGCGUUCGCGUUCCGGAGCGCGCACGAGGGCGCCAUCUACGACGUCGCGCGCCACAUCUGGCGCCCCGCGUUCAGGCGCGGCGAGGGCGCCGGCGCUGCCGACGCCUCCGACGAGGACGAUAUCAACCCCGCCGCGGCCGCCGCAUUGCCUAACGCGGUGGAGGAUGGCGGCGGCGGCGGGAGCGCGUCCGCGCCCACGCCGAGGGGCAGGGGAGGCCGCCGCGUGCGGAGGAGGACGGCGCAAGAGCUGGAGGCGCCAGCAUUGCCUUCCACGUCGGCGCUGAUGUUGAACGACGUGGUUCAGGAGCCGCUCGUUGUCUCUGUCGAAAAUUUGGCGCCGGCAUUUGCACCGCCGCAAGUGCCGAUUGUCUCACCAGUGGCGGCGACACCUGCACCUUCGCCCAUGGCAGCUAAUGGCGGUGGCGCCACCGAGGAGGUUGUCCGGAGUAUCCUCUCGCCAUUGCUGAGGGAGUUCAUCAGCUCUGUCGCUGUUGCCGGGCAGGCUGGGCUCGGAUUGGGGUUUGGCAUGGGAUUUGGCGGCAUUGGUGGCUUUGACAUUCUUGGCCCUGGUUUCGGAGCUGCCGGCCCGAACCCUGGGAAUGGGAUGCGGCCCGGUGAUGAGAAAUGGAAGCAGCAGCAGAUUCUGGAGCUUGAGAUUUAUCUCAAGAGGAUUGAGCUUGUCCGGGAGCAGGUGACCGCUGCUCUACAAGAGCUCAGGUCAUCCGAAGGUUGAUUGGCUAUCUUCUUCCAAAGUUGUUCUCGUCAGAGCCCCGUAGAUCACAUUGUUUUCUCAGAGCCCCGUAGAGUUGCUCGCUAUAAAUAUAUUCUAAUUGUACUUGAUUUUAAGUUAGGUGUUUGUAGUUGUCAUAAGAUUAGAGGCUGGAAACAUUGAUUUGUAGAUGGAACGAUGAUGAAUUAUUUACCUCCUACCCACCACAUCAUUGCCAGACAUGUUCAUUCCCACAUUUGAUAGCAUAGAUUGCAGUGAAUAGUUGCCAUGAUAAGUCGCUAACCUUGCUAUCUUUGAACUGGGAAGUUUGUGUUCCUUUCUAUCAUUUUAUAUUAAGUAGUCCUGACAAGCUGUUAGUGUCACAUUUGUACGUUAUUUUAGUGAGCAGCAGUGAGCACAAACAAGAGAAGAAUCCAAGAAUCAUUUAUGUAUUGGGAAGACGGUAGCUUCUACCUAUUGAAUCAAUCAUUAACACA